AUGGAGGUGGAGAGGGAUGAGAACUGGGACAUGGCGGCAGAAUAUAGAGAGCUGAGGAUAGAGGAGGGAGAGGUGGAGAGGGAGCAGGAUGGAGAGAGAGGUGAGAACACAGACGCAGAGCUGAACCAGGAGUGGAGAGACGACAGUGAGACACAGAGCGAUCAGGUUGAGAGGCCUCUGCCGGGCGUUGAUGUGAUCGAUCCGGUGUCACAGAGAAAGCCCUUCUCCUUCCUCACCUCCACUCUGUCCCUCGAGCAGCCGGCCGACAAUGAGUCAGAGUCCGGGGGGAGUCAAUCUGAUGGCAGCGUGUCGGCUGCCAGCAUCUCCGGUCUGUCUCUGGCCGCCGCAGGGGCAGGCGGGCGCAGAGCUGCAGUGCUGCCAGGCCCUUGGCUCCCUCCCAGCGAACAGAGGGUGGCACAGGUUGAAGGAGGGGAGACGAGCCCAGGAGGGCAGACAGAGCAGGAGGGAGGAAGACAAAGAAGAAGAAACCCUUUCUCUUUACUUUUCAAAAGGAAGUAG
Messenger RNA from Xyrichtys novacula (pearly razorfish), 519 nucleotides. NCBI's taxonomy places the organism in Eukaryota, Metazoa, Chordata, Actinopteri, Labriformes, Labridae. The record is from the annotation of a GenBank genome assembly.